AUGGUCGCGUGCAGUGAUCCAGGCGUGGUGUUCCAGGAUCUCGAAGUAGCUGAUCAAGCUAGAGGGGACCUUGAGACAGGCAUUGUGUGUGCACAAUGCGAAGUUGUACGGCCUUUGAACGCGUCCCAUUGCUCCGAUUGUGGCAUUUGCAUCAGAGAGCUUGAUCAUCAUUGUCCUUGGACGGGCAAAUGUGUUGGUGAACGUACAAUUAAGUGGUUCUACGUUUUUCUCGUCUUCAUUUCGCUACACUGCGUGCUCAUUGGUGGCGUCUGUCUUGUUACACUUGUCAUUAAAUAG
Messenger RNA from Peronospora belbahrii, 297 nucleotides. Lineage: Eukaryota; Oomycota; Peronosporomycetes; Peronosporales; Peronosporaceae. The record is from the annotation of a GenBank genome assembly.